UUUUUGCUCUUGGAGACAUGCUGCUGGCUUCCACAGAGCCAGUUCGCACAGCGAUCAUUCAGAUUGGGAAAGCAUCUGUAGUGGAAGGAGAAAAGGUUGAAUUCAAAUGUGUAAUAUCAGCUGAGCACGGAGAACAAGCAGAGAACAAGGAGAGGAAUUGGUUCCAUUUAUAUAAAAACAGAGAGAAGAUCAGCUCACUGCCGGAGCCUGGAGGAAGGGGAGCUGUCACAUUUACAAAACAAGACAUCACAAAGAAUGAUGCUGGAAACUAUACCUGCAUGUAUGGGAAUGAGAAUCCAGGAGAUGUGAAAAACAUUAGCCAUGGCUCUUCAGUUUAUCUCAAUGUACAAGAGUUAAGCUAUCAGCUCACACUUCAGCUAGACAAACACAACCCAAUGGAAGGAAUGGAUGUAUCAUUUAAAUGUAUGAUACCAGCUGACCUCAGAGAUGCAGCAGGAGAAGAGGGUUUUUUUCAUCUAUAUAAAGAUGGAAGCCGUGUCGAUUCACAAGCCGCUCCCAAAGGCUUACCAGUUGUAGCGUUUGCCUUUAAAAAUGUUAAGAGGAGUGAUACUGGAAGCUACACCUGUGUGUAUGGGAAAGAGAAGCUUGUGAACUCAGCAAACAGCAAACGCAGUCGGCCAGUCUACCUUCAUGUGACAGAAUAUAUGACAACUCCAUCCCAACAGAAACUGACAGGCAAGUCUCUUUUUGUUUGGUUUUCAAUUCAGUUUUCUGAUCUAAAUCUUUCAAUCUAA
This is a messenger RNA of Polyodon spathula (Mississippi paddlefish), 755 nucleotides long. RefSeq lists its product as uncharacterized. The transcript has 4 exons. NCBI's taxonomy places the organism in Eukaryota, Metazoa, Chordata, Actinopteri, Acipenseriformes, Polyodontidae. The annotation marks the transcript as partial. The record is from RefSeq and is a predicted model, not a curated record.